Ooceraea biroi (clonal raider ant) is the source of this 1720-nucleotide messenger RNA. It is a transcript of the gene O-fut1, whose product is annotated as O-fucosyltransferase 1. Gene Ontology annotation, molecular function: peptide-O-fucosyltransferase activity. Gene Ontology annotation, biological process: protein O-linked glycosylation via fucose; Notch signaling pathway. NCBI's taxonomy places the organism in Eukaryota, Metazoa, Arthropoda, Insecta, Hymenoptera, Formicidae. The record is from RefSeq and is a predicted model, not a curated record.
AAAUUUCAAAUUUGCUGGCAGAAUUUUCUGUGCAGUCUUCUUUUUACUUGAAAAAGGAUUAAAAAAAAUAGUUUGAAGCAUUUGUAGUGUCAGUGGACCGCAUCAUACAUUUCAAACAUUUCACAAACAUAUGUGUGACUCUUGUAUAUAUUUAACCAAUGUUUGUCACCCUUGUCAACAGAAAAAAGUAACUGAUAUUAUGCUUAACCUACGCGCGAAGAGGCGGUUGUAUGCCGCGGAAAGUCUUGCCUCUGGAAGUAUUAAGUUAUAUUAAAUAUUAAAUAUCAAUUGGCCAUGAUGUUGCGGGCAUCGAUCUCUAUAUUACUUUUUAUAAGCUUUUACAGUGCACACUGUCAGGCUAUUAACGUAGAUACGAACGGCUACAUCGCCUACUGUCCCUGCAUGGGACGUUUCGGCAAUCAAGCGGAUCAUUUUCUAGGCACUCUGGCAUUUGCCAAGGCCUUGAAUCGCACCUUGCUGCUGCCAGCAUGGGUAGAGUAUCGUACAGGAGCGCUACGAUCCACACAGGUGCCUUUUAAUGCCUACUUCAACGUCUCACAAGUACAAAGUUGUCACAAAGUAUUGCUAAUGGAAGACUUCAUGGAAUUUGUUGCACCAAAGAUAUGGCCGCCUGAGGAAAGAGUAUCCUUCUGCUACAUGCCCCGUGGAGGUGGCGACUCCAACUCGUGCAACGCGAAAAGUGGAAAUCCGUUUGGCCCGUUCUGGGACACGUACAACGUAGAUUUCGUUAAAUCAGAAUUUUACUCACCGCUCCACUUUGACGUGCAUCACAGCGACAUGAAGAUACAAUGGCGAGAGCACUACCCGGCUACUUGGCCCGUACUGGCCUUCGCCGGCGCGCCCGCCACUUUCCCGGUGCAGCUCGAGAACAAGCACCUGCAGAAGUGCCUCGUCUGGAACGACGAUAUCCUGAAUAGAGCGAAAACGUUUAUUAGGACGGCGUUACCGAGAGGUGCAUUCGUUGGCGUACACCUGAGGAAUGGGAUCGAUUGGGUGCGCACCUGCGACCACAUUCCGACGACGCCGAACCUCUUCUCCGCGGCGCAGUGCGUCGGCUACCGCAACGAACGUGGCAAAGCCACCAUGUCCAUGUGUCUUCCGUCGUUCCCCGUGAUACUGCGUCACCUGAAACGCGUCAUUCGCAACGGCAGGGACAUCAAGUCGGUGUUCGUGGCGUCCGAUGACAAUCACAUGUUGACUGAAUUAAGAGAGGCUUUAGCACGCAUGCAGAUACCAGUAUUCCGGCAAGAACCGCCAGCAUCGCCUCAUUUGGACUUGGCGAUUCUUGGAAGAUCCAACUAUUUCAUAGGAAAUUGCAUCUCCUCCUUCUCCGCGUUCGUGGCCAGAGAAAGAGAAGUCAAGGGAUACCCCACGUUCUUCUGGGGUUUCCCUACUGAGAAAUCUUCCAUAGUUCACGAGGAUCUGUAGCACGUAAUAUUUAUACGUAAUAAUUUUUAUACUACGCGCUUAGAGCAGUCGUGUAAAUUUUAUUGAAGAUACGUGAUUGUAUGUGCAGAGCAAUUCGAGUCAAGCGGCGCAGCAUUCCGCGAAGUUUUCCCGUUCCCAAUAUAUAUAUAUAUAUAUUUUGUAGUAAAAUAAAAAUACUAAAAUAUUAAAUAUCGGAAAGCUGAUCCGUUCGACUCGCAUUGCUCUGUCGUCUCUGCUAUUUUACAUAGUAUAUAAAAAUAGUGUGUAAAUA